Molecule: messenger RNA, 1474 nt
Organism: Symbiodinium sp. CCMP2592
Lineage: Eukaryota; Dinophyceae; Suessiales; Symbiodiniaceae
Source: the annotation of a GenBank genome assembly
GCAUCUUCGCAGCCGUUUCCUCUCCAUUGAAAACAUCGACAGUCGAGUUCAUGCCAUCCUGAGCUCUUUGUGGCCGGCUGCGCGUCGGCCCUUGGCGCCCUUCCUGGUGCUGGGCGUUGACAUUCUGGACGCCUUGGACUUGGCCUCCUGCGAGGAGGCUUCGCCGCCCGCGACCUGGGAGCCAGAGCCCGGUGUGGCUCAAGAAAUUGACGGCAACAGAGAGCUCAGAGAGCUUCCGGGCCCCAUCCCGCCAAGUGCUGCACAGGAGCCUGUGGAAGGUGUUUUCCGGCGGGACGGUGUGGGGCUACAGGGAGAUUGGGCAGACACUGGCGGAGACCAUCCCAUUCUUUUUGCUGUUAAACUUUGCGGGCCGGCGCAGGAGCAUCGCUCCUUGGCAAAGCUUGCGACGGCCCGAGGUGUGCCUUCUGACACCUCUGAGCCCAGGAUGUUUCACAGCGCUGCCGCUGUCAUCGCGGGCGCUGCAAUCGACUUGCUGGAUCGGCAAUAUCGGGACAGAUUUGGAGGGAUCGUGAAUGGCGUCCUGAGCCGUGAAGGGCCAUGGGUCAAUGUGCCCUCUGCCCUGUCGAAUGCAAUCUUUGCAAAGGACGUUGAGAUGCCAGCCGUGCUAUUGGAGGAUAGGCAUCUUCGCAGCCGUUUCCUCUCCAUUGAAAACAUGGACAGUCGAGUUCAUGCCAUCCUGAGCUCUUUGUGGCCGGCUGCGCGUCGGCCCUUGGCGCCCUUCCUGGUGCUGGGCGUUGACAUUCUGGACGCCUUGGACUUGGCCUCCUGCGAGGAGGCUUCGCCGCCCGCGACCUGGGAGCCAGAGCCCGGUGUGGCUCAAGAAAUUGACGGCAACAGAGAGCUCAGAGAGCUUCCGGGCCCCAUCCCGCCAAGUGCUGCACAGGAGCCUGUGGAAGGUGUUUUCCGGCGGGACGGUGUGGGGCUACAGGGCUGGCAGGGCUUUGAUGGUGAGUGUGGAACGCAGCUCGACUUCUCGAAAUCCCGGAAGGCAAUGGAUCAGGCCCUUGGCGCGACCGGCGCCCCUCCGGGCUUUGUUUUGGCACAGGAGCAUCGCUCCUUGGCAAAGCUUGCGACGGCCCGAGGUGUGCCUUCUGACACCUCUGAGCCCAGGAUGUUUCACAGCGCUGCCGCUGUCAUCGCGGGCGCUGCAAUCGACUUGCUGGAUCGGCAAUAUCGGGACAGAUUUGGAGGGACUUGGAGGGUUCACUGUGCUCUGAACUCCAACAGAUUUGCAGCAAGAGUUUGCGACCCCCGAAGGAUCGUGAAUGGCGUCCUGAGCCGUGAAGGGCCAUGGGUCAAUGUGCCCUCUGCCCUGUCGAAUGCAAUCUUUGCAAAGGAGAGAAAACAUGACGUGCCUCUUUGGCCGAUGAUGCAUGCUGCUUUCUUUGAGGACGUUGAGAUGCCAGCCGUGCUAUUGGAGGAUAGGUCGAGACGGGCUAUCGGACGGGUGUGA